CGUGUGUGUGUGUAUAUAUGUGAAUGGAUCGAGGUGGCAGCUAAAGAACCAAAACACACACACGAACACACACACUUUACAGCCGGUUCUGUUCAACCCGUGAUCAAUUCGGACAUCAGCAGAACCCUGUAGAGUCAUGACCCAGACCUCAGCCCAUGGCUGCACCCAGCUGACCUUGACCUUUGCCCUUACCCUGUCCCUUGGCCUGUUCUGUUGGCCCCUGGGAGAGGUCAGAGGUCAGACAGGGCUCUCUCCUCCUGCUGCUUUGAUCCUGCAGGACCUGCUGAGCCGAUAUGGAGAAAACGGGACCAUCUCUGUGCCGCAGCUCCGGUCGCUCCUGGUGCACCUCGGCACACCGCAGAGCGGAGAAGACGCUCCGGACACGACGCCCAUGCCCUCCACACCCUCCACGCCGCCCACGACAAACACCUCCACGUGUUUAGCUGCAGGCACUCUAGCGGCUCAUGGUCUGAGUGAGAAGUCGCAUUUGGACGGGCCAGGUCUGCAGGAGUUCUGUCCCACCAUGCUGCAGCAGCUGGACUCUCGAGCAUGUCGAGAAGAACAGAACCAGGAACCAGAACCGAUCGCCAAACCGUCCAAUGCUGAAGUGUGGGGUUACGGGUUCGUGUGUGUAACGGUGAUCUCGCUGUGUUCGCUGCUCGGCGCCAGCGUGGUGCCCUUCAUGAGGAAAACCUUUUACAAACGGCUGCUGCUCUACUUCAUAGCUCUGGCCAUCGGCACACUUUAUUCCAACGCGCUCUUUCAGCUCAUACCCGAGGCGUUUGGUUUCAACCCCAUGGAGUCGUACUACGUGUCUAAAUCCGCCGUCGUCUUCGGAGGUUUCUAUCUGUUCUUCUUCACAGAAAAAGUCCUCAAGAUGAUCCUUAAACCGAAACACGGGGGAGGACAUGGUCACAGUCAUUUCCCUGUAGGAAACGGUGAUUUAGAGAAUGGAGUGAUGGAGAAGCUGCAGAACGAAGAGGCAGGAGGAGCUGUGUCCUUGCCUCGAGUGGACGGAGAAACCAGAGAGGACGACAAAAUGCUGAGCGCUGGACAAACGCCACCGGAAUCUCGGGGAGGUUGCUAUUGGUUAAAAGGUCGAGCGUAUUCUGAUAUCGGCACCUUGGCAUGGAUGAUCACUCUCAGUGACGGCCUUCACAACUUUAUAGAUGGUUUGGCCAUCGGGGCUUCCUUCACUGCCUCUGUGUUCCAGGGUAUCAGCACGUCUGUGGCCAUCCUGUGUGAGGAGUUCCCUCAUGAACUGGGUGACUUUGUGAUCCUCCUGAACGCAGGAAUGAGCAUCCAGCAGGCUCUGUUCUUUAACUUCCUGUCUGCGUGUUGCUGUUAUUUGGGAAUGGGAUUCGGGAUAUUGGCUGGAAACCAGUUCUCGCCAAACUGGAUCUUCGCUCUGGCAGGUGGGAUGUUCCUGUACAUCGCCCUGGCUGACAUGUUUCCUGAGAUGAACGAAGUGAGUCGUGAGGAAGAGGAAGCCGGAGGAAGCGCCAACCUCGUGACCUUCGCCAUCCAGAACGCCGGCCUGCUAACCGGUUUUGGCAUCAUGCUCAUCCUUACCAUUUACUCAGGACAAAUACAGCUGGGAUAGCACCAGACCAUGAUGGACUCUACUUGACCUUUAACCUUUAACCCCUCCCUUGGUUUGAGGAUAUUCCCAAUGCGAAGUGAGUGCCGGACACGGAUUUGAUCUCUGAGCCUGAGAUUAACUGUGCAAUCUUGGAGAAACACAAUGGAGCUGCUGAUGGGCUCAAGGUGGAGGAAAAAACUCCCUCUGAGCCAAUCCAGAUGCAAAAUUACAACUUUAACUGACAUACAAUGUGCAUUUGUGUGGGUUUUGUUUCUUUUUCUUCUAUAUUGCAACUUUAUUUUUCUUCAGUUUUUGUUUCCUUGUCGAUCCACGGUGAACCGGUGUCAGGAGAACACCUUGAUCAUCUAAUACAGUAGUUCACACCUGACAUGAUUAAGCUCUGAGUUUUGUCAGUUUUUCGUCUCAUUUUUAACAUUCAAACUUUGGUUUCGGUGCUACACUUGAAAAGUAUUUGAAGUUCACCAAGUGUGAUGUGGACUCCAUAAAGUCCAACACCGGCUUGUAAACAGAAAACAAGUUGCUGGUUUCAUUCUCACCAUUUCUGAACUGAAUAUCUGUUCAGUGUUACUCAAAGAAGCAGCAUUUCUAUUUAUUUAAUUUUUUCAAAAUCUGGUCAACUGCUAAUGUUGGCCACCUAGCUAGAAGAUGACAUGGAAUCCUUUCAAUUUAGCGUUUGUUAACCGUCUCCCUAGGUUUAGGGAUUAUUGACAGGAUUUCGGAGUUAUAACUUAAAACUGUUAGGAAAUUGCACCAGCUAGCUAGACAAUUGCAUUAAAAAUGGUAACUUGACCAAUAGUUUUAUGAAUAAGCUAAAAUCCUGUCAGAAAAUAUUAAAAUCCCGCCGAUUAGCUCAAUUUAGGGAGCUAGCUAGCUAGCAUUAAUCAAUAAUCAUUCCUUAAUAUUAUAAAAAAAAAUCCGCCAAGAAAUCCUAUCAAGCUAGUGAUAAUGAGUACACAGAAUAGGACUUUAAAUCAUUUUAGAAAUGCUGUCAGAUUAGCAUAUGUUAACAAGGUACCACUGUGUAGAAUCCUCUCAGAAAUCAUGUCAGUAGUGACUCUUCUGCUUCUGGCUAGCAUUAUGAUUUCAAAAUCCUGUCAAAUCGGGAAAUAUUAACAAGCUAAAAUUAUCAAAUGAACUGCUAUUAAGUUAUUCAGUUUAAAUCCUGUCGUUUAAGGUUCCUUGUCUAACUAGCAUUACUAAAAAAUUCUUUCAAAUUCUGUCAGGGUAUUUCAUGUUAGCCUGCUCGCUAGCAAUAAUGGAUAAACAUUCCAGAAUAUGACUUAAAAUCCUCUCAUAAAUCCUGUCAUUAGUUAAUCAUAAUGCUAGCUAGACAGGAAACGUUAAGAAUCCCCUCAGAAAUCCUGUUUAUGCUAACUACAGCAUAGCAGGUAAACAUUCCCCUGAAAGUAACUUAAAGUCCUCUCAGAAAUCCUGUCAGGUUAGUUAAUUGUACCCUGC
This is a messenger RNA of Clarias gariepinus (North African catfish), 3061 nucleotides long. RefSeq names its product solute carrier family 39 member 14 (gene slc39a14). Gene Ontology annotation, biological process: zinc ion import across plasma membrane; intracellular zinc ion homeostasis. The transcript has 9 exons. Gene Ontology annotation, cellular component: membrane. Gene Ontology annotation, molecular function: zinc ion transmembrane transporter activity. NCBI's taxonomy places the organism in Eukaryota, Metazoa, Chordata, Actinopteri, Siluriformes, Clariidae. The record is from RefSeq and is a predicted model, not a curated record. Bases 137 to 1603 code for a protein of 488 amino acids.